CGUAGACCUACUGUAGUAGCGGCAAUCGGCAGCGUCCAUCUCUCAAAUAGCAACUAAUUUAAGGUCCCUUGUCGCAGUUGCAUUAGAGAUCUUGGCAAGAUGGCUUCUGGAAACUGGUAUGAUUCUGCCAUAGAGGGUGUGCUUCUGGACAUUACUGGUGUGCUGUACAAUAGCACGGACGAAGGGGGUGUUCCGAUACCUGGCUCAAUUGAAGCGGUCAAAAGAUUAAAGGCAUCUGGUGUCCGGGUCAGGUUCUGCACCAACGAGACCCAGUGUACUCGCCAGCAGCUGGUGGACAAGCUCCAGAGGUUGGGAUUUGAGCUGUCGGUCCCGGAAGUCUUUGCUCCUGCACCCGCUGCCUGUCAGUUGCUCAAAGCCAGAGGCUUGACGCCCCACUUACUAGUCUAUCCAGGUGUUUUGCCUGAGUUUGAAGCCUUUGAUCUCGGUGCCAAGCCAACCUGUGUGGUUGUAGGUGAUGCUGCAGAUAUCUUCAACUACGAGACGAUGAACAACACCUUCAGGAAACUCCUAGAGAUGGAUCCACCUGUACUUAUAUCCAUGGGUGUGGGGAAGUAUUAUCGUCAUGGAGGAGAGCUAAUGUUAGAUGUUGGUCCUUUCACUAAAGCAUUGGAGUACGCUGUGAGGUGCGAGGCUAUUGUAGUCGGGAAGCCAGAUAGGAAUUUCUUUCUUGGAGCUCUUCAAGACAUGGGGGUGCAGCCACAAAAUGCCAUUAUGGUAGGAGAUGACAUAGUGAAUGAUGUGGGAGGUGCACAGAAGUGCGGCCUGAAGGGCCUUCAAGUUAGAACAGGAAAAUUCAGACCUUCAGAUGAGCACCAUCCUGAAGUUAGACCAGAUGGCUUUGUGGAAAACCUUGCCCAUGCUGUAGACCUCUUACUCCAACACCGGAAGAAAUGAGCUGUGGACCCAAUAACACUUCCAUCUAGUCUGCAGUCACAGGUCUUUACUUGAUAAUAACGCAAGGUCUGAACCAUCUUGGGUUGUAGACUAAUGGUCAGUAAAUGGUAUGCAGGUACUGACACAAUUUCGACUCUUGUUUUAUAUAUUUCUAAAAAUGAAGGAAAUAAAAGGUAAAUCUAUCUGAACAGUGUGAUAAUACGACUGA
Strongylocentrotus purpuratus (purple sea urchin) is the source of this 1123-nucleotide messenger RNA. RefSeq names its product phospholysine phosphohistidine inorganic pyrophosphate phosphatase (gene lhpp). Gene Ontology annotation, biological process: dephosphorylation. The transcript has 8 exons. Bases 100 to 915 code for a protein of 271 amino acids. Lineage: Eukaryota; Metazoa; Echinodermata; Echinoidea; Camarodonta; Strongylocentrotidae. Gene Ontology annotation, molecular function: inorganic diphosphate phosphatase activity; phosphatase activity. The record is from RefSeq and is a predicted model, not a curated record. Gene Ontology annotation, cellular component: cytosol.